Hippopotamus amphibius kiboko is the source of this 531-nucleotide messenger RNA. It is a transcript of the gene TIMM8B, whose product is annotated as translocase of inner mitochondrial membrane 8 homolog B. The transcript is spliced from 2 exons. The record is from RefSeq and is a predicted model, not a curated record. Lineage: Eukaryota; Metazoa; Chordata; Mammalia; Artiodactyla; Hippopotamidae. Bases 42 to 293 code for a protein of 83 amino acids.
CGCACACAGCUUGUCGGGAGGUCCCGAGCCUGAGGCGAACAAUGGCGGAGCUAGGUGAGGCGGACGAAGCGGAGUUGCAGCGCCUGGUGGCGGCCGAACAGCAGAAGGCGCAGUUCACUGCACAGGUGCAUCACUUCAUGGAGCUAUGUUGGGACAAAUGUGUGGAGAAGCCAGGGAAUCGCCUGGACUCCCGCACGGAACACUGUCUCUCUAGCUGUGUGGACCGCUUCAUUGACACUACGCUUGCUAUCACCAGUCGGUUUGCCCAGAUUGUACAGAAAGGAGGGCAGUAGGCCUUCCCCUCGGAGAAUGACCACGGAAGCAGCAAAGGACUUAUUAUUAAGCAGAUUUUGAAGGGCCACUGGGGGAAGGUUGUCAGCCCGUUGUCAGGUUAACUUCAGGCUGUUACCAAGCCUGUUGGUGCUAAAAAGUAACAGAUCAAAUGUUCAAAAAGUGACAUUUAUUUAUUGGGAAUUCAGAAAUUCCAUCUUGUAUCACAACAAUUAUUCAAUAAAUGUGAAUUCUCCAACU